This is a messenger RNA of Cucurbita maxima (winter squash), 846 nucleotides long. RefSeq names its product heavy metal-associated isoprenylated plant protein 39-like. Gene Ontology annotation, molecular function: metal ion binding. Lineage: Eukaryota; Viridiplantae; Streptophyta; Magnoliopsida; Cucurbitales; Cucurbitaceae. The record is from RefSeq and is a predicted model, not a curated record. The coding region runs from base 23 to 625 and encodes 200 amino acids. The transcript has 3 exons.
AUGCUGUGCCACUGAAAACCGAAUGGAUGGACUAUAUAGCCGUACCUCAUUAGGCAAUUCCUUCACAAAAUUUACACUCUAUUCUCUCUCCUCUUCCCCUCUUCUUCCGCCAUUUCUGCCCAAAAACGGAAAACUCAAAUUCUCAUCAAUGAAGAAGGUCGUUCUGAAACUGGAUUUACCGGACGAUAAAGCCAAGAAAAAGGCCUUGAAAUUGGUCUCCACACUCUCAGGAAUCGAUUCUAUUGCGAUGGAUAUGAAAGAAAAGAAGCUUACAGUGAUCGGAGCGGUGGAUCCGGUGACGAUCGUGAGCAAACUGAGGAAGUUUUGGCCGGCGGACUUAAUCUCCGUAGGACCGGCGGUGGAGCCGAAGAAGGACGAGCCGAAAAAGGAAGAAGGAAAGAAGGAAGAGGGGAAGAAGGAAGAAGAGAAGAAAGGAGAAGCGAAGAAGGAAGAAGAGAAGAAAGAAGGAGAAGAGAAGAAAGAAGGAGAAGAAAAGAAGAAUCCGAAUCCAAACGACGCCGUUUUGGAACUGGUGAGAGCUUACAGAGCUUACAAUCCUUAUCUUACAACUCAUUAUUACGCGCAGAGCAUAGAGGAGAAUCCGAAUGCCUGCGCCAUCUGCUAAUUAAACCAGACCAUGUCCAAGCUUGGGGGACUGUAAAAAUGGCGGCUACCGCUUAAAGUAAGUGUAUAAAAGGAAGAACAGAUGUAUAUUAGGUAGUGGAUCAGUUUUUUCUUUUCCUUCUUUUCUGUUCUUGAUGUGUUCUUCGUUUAAGUGAUUGAUUAUCUGUUUCGUGUUAAUUUGUGUUGAAAAAUGAAAAGGGACUGAUUAAAUUUUGAUUGGAU